This is a messenger RNA of Pocillopora meandrina, 16082 nucleotides long. The record is from the annotation of a GenBank genome assembly. Lineage: Eukaryota; Metazoa; Cnidaria; Anthozoa; Scleractinia; Pocilloporidae.
ACUGGAUUCCACUCAACAACGACCCAUAUUAUAGGUUUUAAAUGUGUGGUAGGUAAUGUCUGGAGGAAGGUUACCGCCGAGUCAUAAUGCGUUCUCGGUUGGUCAACAGCAACCAUACCUCAACCACGGUGGUGUAAAUAGUUUUCAGUCUUCGCAAAAUCAUGGAGAAUUUGUGCAACCAGAUAAAAAAGGAGUAAGUCAGGAAUCUCAACACACGUCUAUUGUCAAUAAUCAGACUCAGAGUGUUUCCCAAGACAUGAACCCGGCUUCGAAAGGUAAGGAAUCAUCUAUUGACAGAUUGAGUUUCAUCAAGUGAAGUAAUGUCACAAGAUUCUCCUCAGAAGCCAUGUCGAUUUCUUCGUGAAGGUUGUUAAAUUUUUUAAUCGUCUCAACUCGGAUAAUGUGGAAAUGUUAAGGUUAUUUCUUCAGAAGAUAAUUCAAAUUGUACUGGUUGAUUUGCUUAGUUAUUAUGUCGUCAUUAGUUUUAGUAGCAGGUUACAUUCGAUCAGCUGGUUGUAACGUAAAGCACUUAUGCUUUAAAUAUAAACCAACGAAUAAAUUUCCAGAUUUGGUUUCCUUGCUGAAUUAUAAAUCCAUUUCUUUACCACGCUAGCUUAAACAGAACAUGGGAGACAUGGUAUCGUGGCCGGAUAUACGUGUACAAUGCUAGCUUCUUUGGUUACAAUGUCUUUGGUAAUUCGUUCGUGCCCAGUAAUUAAUUGCGGAACACUUCAAUUUGUUAGCUCAUGUAUAAAGUUCGCUCUGUAAUUUUAUGGUUGACAUAGUUCUGAUUGAACUUUAAAGGAUUGUUGUUGUAGAUGAUAUACUUAGAUUAUUAAUGUAAAUCUGGUCGUUAAUGCCUCUGAGUUAGUGAACUCUUUUUCAUGUACUUUAAACAUUCCAAUAGUGCUAUGUCACAUUAUCUUAUACUUGAUUUCCAUAUAUCGUCCAUUAAUAACCAUGUUGAACUUUAAUUUUAGCUGUAUUACACUCAGGUAAAUUUCUGCAAUAUUGAUCAAAGAACUAAAAAGCCAACCAUGGAAUUUUUCAAUUUAUAUAAUUUUCUCCUUUUGUUUAGGUUACCAAGCUCAGUACCCAGGCCAAUGGCCUACAUCUCUAUCACCAGGCCAUAAUCAAUACAGAACCAACCCUCCAAUGGUUAAUAACAUGGUUGGUGCAUCACCACAUUCUUUGAAUAAUUCUCAUGAAUCCUCAUCAGCAUUGCCACCCAACAGAAGUCCAAUGAAUCUGCAAACUGGUCAGUGAAUAUUCAAUCUUAGCAGCUAGUUGGUGUUUUUAAGUUGUUGUCAUAGCAUUUGAGCUAGUGAUGACUGUCAGACUGUUGUGGAUGAUCUGGGAGACUGUCCAGGUCAACCAGUGUCAGGAAAAAAUUAUACAGGUGUCUUACUUAUAUUUCUGAAAAGAUCGAAAAACUAGACUUCAAUAUCUUUAUGACUAAUCACUCUUUUUUUCACUGAUGAUGACAUAUGCACAUUUUGUCCAAGUGCUGGUUAUCCUCAACCACAGCAGGACCUCUAUAUAGGUCUGUCCUGUUCUGGAUGAUUGACCAUUUCAAAAGGAGUAAUUUAUUUUGAAUUUUAUUCUGCCUACAUCUACACAGUCUGAACUGAUGAUACAUCAGGCCAAGGUUCUUUUAGUACAGACCUCAAAGUUAUUUGUCUUCAUGAUACUUUUUCGAAUGUAGAUGAAAGGAAGUGGGUGGUAGUUUUAAUUUAAAUUAAGAGUAGGAGUUAAGCACUGUCAGCUCCUCUUUUGUUUUACCAAACUUAGAUAAGUUGUUUCAUUUUGUUUCAGGGCAAUCUGGAAAUCACUCUCCAUCUCCUAAUGCCAUUGCUAAUGGCCCUGUCUCAGGAGUUGGCCCCCCUAUUGGAAGUUCCUCUUCACAACCUAGAGUGGGACAAGCUGUAUCAAAUCUUAGUGCACCCACCCAUGGACAGUCCACCCCACCUUCAGGAUCUGCUUUAGCAAAUGGACCCUCCCUAAAUUCCAAUUCUCAGCAGCAAACCAUAAUUAACAAUACUCAUGGAAUGCCACAAACUGGUUCUGCUUUCACUCCAGUUACCUCCCAUUCAGGGCAAUCAUCACUGUAUCAAAAUUCAUCCUCUAUGCCACCCCUGCCAAGUCAGUCACGGACUGGGUUGCCUGUACACGGACAGUCAAAUACCCCACCCCAGAUGCCCCAAGUUGGACAGAACACAAAUUACAGUGGACAAGCUCAAGGUUUUCCAUCUGGUUUAUCUCCAACCAUAGGCCAACCAGGUUCUCAGCCAUUGUCAGCUCUUCAUUCCAAUAAACCAAAGAGACCUACAAUGCCAAUGACCACAGGACCUGGUCAUCCAGGGCAGGGUGGGAGCCCAUUGCAGAGAUCAACACCUCCUCCUUCAGCUGGUUUUCCAGGGUCAACAAUGGGGCAGCAGAUAAUGCCACCCCCUCCAACAGGUCCAGGGGGUGCGACACCAGGUCAGAGUCUAACCCCACCCCCUCCAUCAAUGUCUCCAGGAUCAGCUAUGCCACAAACUGGUUUUAACAGUCCACCAACAGGAUAUUCUCCCACUGGACAGGACUCUCAGGCUGGGAGACCCAUUUCUUCGAGGAGGAGAAUGUACCCUUCUCAGGUAAAAGUUUGAAAGUUAAACACAAAGAUGUGCUUUAAAAGGAGAUGUGCCUUAGGUACCUCUGGAUCAUUUGUUAAUCAGCAGUUGUGGCAUACAGACCUCUAUAUUUAAAACAGCUUGAGCUGCAGCUAAUCCAGAGUGAACAAACAGGAGGAAGAUUUCUCAAAAGCCAUAAUUGUUUUCUAUGUUUUUAUCAUAAUUAACGAAUUUGUUGAAAUUUGUAUCUCCUUCUUCCUGUCAAAACCCUCUUCAUUUGUGUUGGAAAAUUUAAAAAGAUUCACUUUGCCAUCAUGUAAUAUUACUAAAGCUUAAUUUGCAUUUGAGCUAAAACCAAGGGGCAGAACCAACUUAUUUAUAGCGCACCUUCUUGUUUUUUUUAUUAACAUUUAUUUUGACAUGUGGGCGAUAACGAAGUGAAGAUAUGACUUUAGUAGGUAAAGAAAUUGCAUAAAACUCACUUAAAAGUAAUACCCAAAAAGUUCUAUUAUCUGGGAGGCAGUGGUGCCAAUCCUGUUCAAGCUUGAAUUUUGCAGGCUUCGUUAUGGAAAUUUGAUUAACUCUCUCCCAAGAUCUGAUUGUUAAUUCUCCCUUCUAGCUGCUGCACAUUUUCUUGUAAAUAGGUUACAAGAAUUUGGUGUUAGAUGAAGAUAACAACUUCUAUCUGAUAAGUUUGAAUAUUCUGAUGACCUGUUUGCUGGAUAAUGUUUAGAUAUUAUAGGGAGAAAUUACUUGGUAAUCUUUUCUGGAAGUUAAAGGGUUAAAUUGCAGCUCACUACAGGAUCUUGAAUGUUGAAAAUGUACUGCUCACUAGCCACUUGCAUCUAAGUUCAAAUGUUAUCUCAAUGCUCAUUCUCUUGUAUGUUUUUUCUUAUUAUCAUUUGUUGGAAUUUGUAAAUUUGGUUAACCCUUUAACUCCCAAGAUCUGAAUGUUAAUUCUCCCCUCCAGCUUUUACAUAAUUCAUAGCAAAUAUUAAUAAGUUAGGCAAAUUUGGUAUUAGAUCAAGAUAACAACUUCUACUGGAUAAGUUUGGGUAUGCUCAUUUGCCCUUUGCUGGAUAAUGUAUGAUUAUUAUGGGGAGAAGAUUCAUGUUAAUCACUUCUAAGUGAGUUAAAGUAUUAACUUGUUUUAUUGCCAGCCAAUGCAACCUCCAAUGCCUGGGCCAGGUGGAAUGAUGAAUGCUCCUGGCCAGAUGAACCAACCCUAUCCAGGUCAAAUGUCUCCUAUGGCUCAACAACCACCUGUUGUAAGUGUUAUGUGUUCAUUUCCAAUAUGUUUAAUAUUGUCCACUUUUAGUUGAGGACUCCAGAUAGGGUGGUCCACUUUUGAGCCCUUGAGAAGUAAUGGUGUUGCAUUCUUGGGCAAAGCACUUCACUCUCACAGUGCUUUUCCCUACUAUGAGGAAAUCUGGAGGGAAUACAAUUUUUAUUCCUCUCCUGGUAAAUUGCUAUCACCUCUCUUUGGUUGGAUACAGGUGCUCAUUUUCUAUUCCACUCUCUUGCAAAGGAAAAAUGCAAUAGUUUCUUCACAGCUCUGUAAGACACAUACUCUUGAAAUGUAUGAAAUAAAACUGUAAUAAUGUCUCAGGGUUUUCUUUAAGGUUUUAAGUAGCUGGAGCUUUUUUAAAGGUAAAUGGUUGUGGGUCUUGAAAUCCAAUAUGGCAGAAAAAAUGUCAUAUCGUUUGUACUUUCCUGCUACCACAGCAAGAUUUGUCAAAAAGACAGUCCCCAUUGGAACAUUUUUAAACUAACCUUGAGUCAGAAGUCUUUUUAUGUUUUCAGAAAAGAUAGGCAGUGUAAAUUUAUCUUUUUAUUGAGCCCAAGUUUAGACCUGACAAACAUCAUCUCUGUACGGGUUCUCGAAGCAAUGAAAGUAGCUGGUGAAACCUUGCAGAGAAGCCGGUGUCCUGAUGUCUGCGUUAUGUAUUAACUUCACAAUUUUUAUAUUUAGAGUGGUAAUACACAACAGUUUCCAUCUUCUGGCCUGGAAGGUCCAAUGGGAAGACUAACUGUGCAGGUAUGAAAAAAUGCCUGUACUUUGUUUGGAACUGCUGCUUUCCUAAAUGAUCAAACCAGAAAAACAUGGGCAGGUCUUGACCCUUUAACUCCCAUGAGUGACCAAGACAGAAUUUCUCCUUACAAUAUCAAUACAAUAUCAACCAGAUAAGGGAUAAGAAUAAAGAAAAAUAUCAAUUUGGGGAUAAGUAGUUGAUCCAAUACUAAAUUCUCUGAACUAACAUUAUAAGAAUUGUAUGGUUGACAAUAAGAAGAAUUACAAAUUUGAUCUGGGAUUUAAAGAGUUAUGUCACUUCUCCACAUCCCUUUGUAUAGACUAGCUUACCUUUGUUCUCUGUGGUCCAUUUGGUAGGCCAACAAUUCGAAGAUUGGACCUGGUUGGGUUAUGAAUCCUUCCAAAUGUUGAACAUCUCUCUUAACCCUUAAAACCCUAGGAGUGAUUGGCAUCGUAUUUCUCCCUGCAGUAUCACAAUGGACCUAAACAGUAAGGUCAUGAGAAUAAGGGAAAUGAUCAACCAACAGUGAAGCUCUUAAUUGUUGAACAAAUUCUCUGUAUCAGUACCACUGGAAGUGUACAGAGGACAGUAUUGAGAAUUAGGGUGUAAAGGGUUGAAUUAAUAUUAUUUGUAAAGUUACGAAAGGAAAAGGUUUGGCUCCUCUGAUAAGCAUGUUCUUUAUUUAUUAACUUAUCUUUAACAAAAGCCAACAAAUUUUAAGCACCUUUUUUGGUACUCAGCGUCUAUAUAUAUCAGUGUGAAAAGUCCCCCUUGUGAUUACAAAAGCUUAAACUUUUUUCUGUCUUGUUUAUUUUACAGCAAUCUUCAGCUUGUCAACCCAUUAAUCUUUUAGAACAAAGGCAUGUUCUUCCCCAAACACCCAUUGAGCAGCCAACCCCUAAUUUACCUGGAGUGAGUACUGAUGUUGAAAUUAAUUUUUUUUUGUUGUCUGAUAUCUUUAAAAUAGUUUGUUGGUAUUUACUGCUCGUUAGAUAUUAUUUUACUUGUGGCAGCCAAGAAAAUGGAUUUUUGAGAGAGUGUUAUUAUUUGUGCAGUAGUUACCUAGGUUUAUUUAUAUUUCUUUGGGGUUGUGAAUGAAUAAUCUAUUUUGCUUUUUGUUACCUACAGGACCUACGGAAAAGGAACUGUGAUCCAAGGUUAGUGCAUUGAUACUAAGAUUCAUUGUGUUUGCAUGGAGUGGUUACCCCAGCAGGAUGCAGUGAUCACUUGCAAAUAUUUCUUUUUGUAUGGACCUCUCCUUCCCCCCUCCCCUAUCACAACUUUUGUAAUUUUGCUUCCUAGGGAAUCACCUAAUAAGUCAUCAAUAUCAUUUGAUAGUGUCAAAACUCAUAAUUUGUGUUUUCCAUUUUGUUACUGGCUGCGAAAGGUCAUGGUGAGCUUUACCGUCCCUGUGAUGUUUCAGAGUAUCUUGUGCUGAUUUGUUUUAAAUUAGAUAUCAACUUAACUGAAAUAUGUUCUUAUACUGAGCAGAGCUGUUAUGGAUUUUCUUGACAUUUUUUUUUUUUUCCAGUGUGUUGUGUUGCACUGUUAAUGCUGUUCCAGAAACCAAGAGUCUGUUGACAAAAUCUAAGCUCCCACUAGGAAUUCACCUUCACCCUUUUAAAGAUUUACAGGCAAGUUUUUUUAAAUCACUCUUCUUCAUGAUAACCUGCUUCAAUUAGAUUUUUGUUAUAUUCAGCCCUUUGGUUGGGUAUUGUAUAACAACUUGAAUUUUAGAAUUCUAAAUCAGCUAAAGAGAAAGUAAUCAAAAAAUGACUCGAGAUUUUGUUCUUUUCAACACUUUUCAUUUGACAGGUGUGUAGAAGUGACUUACAACAAUAUCAUUGUUAUUUCUUCAACAGAACCUUCCAGUUAUUCAUUCUUCUGUCAUUACAAGAUGUCGUUCCUGUAGAACAUAUAUCAAUCCUUUUGUAACCUUUACUGACUCUAGAAGGUGGAGAUGCCCAAUGUGUUUCAGAGUAAAUGAAGGUAUAAUAUUUUCUUUAAGUGUUUGCAAUGAACACCUCCCUUGUUUCCAGUAAAACUAGUUUUUAUUUAUGUACUCCUGCAUCUGUCUAUGUAAUAUACAGUACAGCUCAGAGGUACUUGGCCCGAAAUGCAUGCAAAGGGCAUUAAAAAAAGCAUGCACAGGCGUGCAAUUUUUCAAAAUGCACUCAAAAAACCUGCACAAAAGAAGCUUAUUAGUAUUUAUAAGGCAGUCUUUUGUUUUACCCUUUGUUUAACUUUAAAUGGUGUGUUAGAUUUAUUGACAAAGGAGGAAUUCUGAUGGGGGAUUCUGACUUGGUUUUGUCCAGAAGCAUUUGGCUUCAGUUCAUUUUCUGAAAUGACUUGCCUUAAACCUUGGCAGUAAAUCUUUUUUUUUUCCUUGAAGAAUACUGUUGAUUAGGCACGAGUAAAAAUCCGUUGUUUGUUAAUUAAGAGCUUAUUCAUACUGUUUUUUGGUUCCAGUUCCAGAGGAAUUCUGUUUUGAUCCUACAUCCCGACAGUAUGGAGAUCCAUCCAAGAGACCAGAAGUGAGGAAUGCUACAGUGGAAUUUAUAGCACCAUCAGAAUAUAUGGUGAGCUAUUUUAAUUUAUUAUUAAGUAAUGUUUGUUGUCUUUGUAGUUCUAUUGCAUAGUUCCCAGAACAAACCGGCAACACCUUGCCAUUAUGUCAGUUCAUUAUCCAGUAAUUGCAAUAUAGUUGAAGACAGUAGCAAGUGUAACAGUUAAAAUGUAGAGUGUUGUCAAGAUUCAAUAUGCAUUGUCAUGUUACUAAAAAAUCAAUUUAUACUAAUGUUGAUAAUGAUGUUUGAGUUAUAAUUAUGGGUUUUGUAUGAUUUGCAGUUAAGGCCUCCACAGCCAGCAGUAUUUCUGUUUGUUAUGGAUGUCUCCUUUAAUGCAGUAGAGACAGGUAGGAGUUUUUAAAUGUUUCUUAAUUUCAAAAGCUGAUGGGUACCAAAACAGUGUUGAAAAUUAACUUGCUAUAUGAAAGCAGCACUUGUCUAAAUGUAUCAAUGCAUCUAGAUCUGCUGAUUCACCUUUUCUUAACAAAAUUACUGUUUUUGAGCCCAGUGCUAGGUUUGUCUUUUGCUUUUACUUUACUGAAUUGAGUUGCAUACAUUAUUUCAUCUGAUCACACACAAGAAUGUUCUGUUUUUAGGACCAUUUCUUAUGUUUAUUAUAAUGCUGUUUUGGUUGUUACAGGUUAUCUACAUAUGGUUUGUAAAUUACUGAAAGAAAACUUAGAGAAAAUGCCAGGAGAUCUAAGAACACAGAUUGGAUUUAUAACAUUUGAUAGUACAGUUCAAUUCUACAGUUUAAAGGUGAGAAAAGCCAAAAGCUUACAAAUGUAGUUCCAAAACAUUAGUCUUUUGUGAAAAGCAAGUAUAAGAUGUUAAUUUUAUGGGGUAGUUAGUGGAGCUUAUUUCCAGGGAUUUCACACACUCUUCUUUCUGUUGACUCAUGAAAAACCAAUUUUCUCAACCAGGAAUAGUCACAUCUGUCAAUUCAUAGAUUGCAAGGGAGAAUGAAAGGAAAUAAGAUCAAUAAGAGAGAUACAGUGUACAUCUAGAAAGACAGGAUAACUUGGAUUGGAUUGGUCUUGUUUUACUCUCCCUGAUUGUUAGAAAAACGUCCUUUUUGUUUGCAUCAACAUGUGCUUUGCAUUCCCACUGGAUGCUUGGACGUUUACCUUCAUUUUCAUUUUCAGUUCAAAAGAUACCUUGGUUAUAGUUUCAUAUCACUUUGUAAAAGUUUGAUUAAUUAGUGUUGUUAAUCUUGUGUUAAUUUUUCCCUCUAGUCAAAGCUUUCACAACCUCAGAUGAAUAUUGUUUCAGAUUUGGAAGGUCAGUUCAAGCUUUCAAUUUUCCAGAAGUGUUUUAUGUAUGUUGUUUAUGUAUCCUGUUUGAUGGUGGUGUGUAGUACCAGUAAUAGCACCCCUAGAACUUAUGUACUUUAAUUUUUUUUUUUCAUACAUAUUUGCGGUCACUUGCUAAGUUAACACUAUAUAUGUUUUACUAUAGACAUUUUCCUUCCAUCUCCUGAUGACCUUCUGGUGAAUUUGAAUGAAAGUAAAGAGGUACACUGAGUGAUUUAUUGUUUAAUAAUAUCUGGGAAUUGAAAACAAGAAUGCAUAGAUAGAUGAUCAAAUUGAUUGCUGUCAAUGUAAGAUGAGUAUGCUACUAUUGGCUUCACUUUUUUUUGGUGAUUUUUUUUUAGCUUGUAACUCAACUGCUGGAUUCUCUUCCAACCAUGUUCAACAGCAAUCGCAAUGUACACAGUGCAACAGGUGCAGCCCUACAGGCUGCUCUCAAAUUAGUGGUAAGUCAAUAUAUGUAGCCAUUUUUAGAAAUUGUAGGAAACUUGUAAACAAUUUACUGUAACAGUGUUGCCAAACCUAUUGGGGCUUUUGAAUUUACAUUUUGAUCCUGCCCACUUAACUAAACCUAAUUUAUGGUUAAUGUUGCCCUACUUUGGUCUUAUGUAGAGUUGAUGGAUAUGAUAGAUGCAGGUCCUAUGUGGCUAGCUUUUCAGGAGUGAAUCUUGGGGAGGGGUGUAAGGAGUGCAACCCCCCCCCCCCUACCGAAACGGCCUGCAGUUUUCUAAUAUAUAGUUACACAAAAUCUGCUGUAUCGUUUUCUAUGUUUUCUAUGUUUUCUCAGCAGUUCAUGUGAUGUUAUUGACUAGUCAUAAGCCUUCUUCUUUGUUAUUCACUUUUAAAAAUUUUUACCAUUGCCAAUCACCUGUCAAAAAUCAUGGAUCUGCCCUUACUUAUUUUUUUUUACAGUUUGAACACCUGCUAUCCUUGGUACUCAAUCCUGUGUUUUCGUUUGUCUCUUCCAGGGCCACAUAGGAGGUCGUGUGACACUUUUUCAGACAACAUUGCCUAACAUUGGCCCAGGACAAUUGAAGAAGAGAGAGGAUGGACAGAAAUCUUCUCCAAAGGUAAUUCAGAAACACAUGAGACGUUUUCGUUAUUAUCAAAUUACUUAAUUCUCACAUCUGUUAAGGGUCGCCUCGGUGUGGACAGCGUUCUUGAGCAAGACACUUCACUCUUAUUGUGCCUCUCCUUACCAAGUAGUUUAACCCUUAAACUCCCAUGACUGACCAGAAUUUCUUCUUACAGUGUCAGGACCACAUCAACCCGACAAGUAAUGAGAAUUGAGAAAAAUGUCAAUUGGGUGUUAUAAGUUGAUCCAAUACCAAAUUCUUACGAACUAAUAUUAUAGGAAUUGUAUGGCAGAUAGUAAGGAGAAUUACUAGCGAGGUUUUGGAAGGGAAAGGGUAAACUGGGUGCUGAUGAACUCUCAGAAAAACCUGAAAAAAUGCUGAUGGAGUUGUGUUCCAUCCAGGAGGAGUCACCUCGUGCUACAGAGUGAGCACGAGCACAGCCAGUUGUUAGCCACGUGGCUACAAAGACUUAACCUCCUUUGUCAUUCCAUUGUGCUUCGCUAUACAGCAGUAAUAUAAACUUUUAAAUUGUACGUGAUUUUGAUCUCACAGAAGCAAAGUAUUGUAUUACAUGUAAUUAUUUACAUAGGAAUUUAUCUUUGUCUUUUAUAGGAUGUUCAGAAUUUAACACCAGCUACAGAUUUCUACAAGAAGUUUGCACUGGACUGUGCAGCUGAACAAGUUGCUGUUGACCUCUUCUUGCUUUCAGGACAGUAUGCUGAUAUUGCUACCUUAAGUAAGACUGCUAGUGAUUUUAAAUAUCUUUAUUGCCCUUGUGUGAGUGUUCUUUUUUUUUAGCAAAGUCUGCAAGCAUUGUUUUGUUCUUACCGAAAAAAAUUGUUUGUUGAACAUUUUAGUGUGUGCGUCAAAGUACUCUGGAGGAUCCGUCAUGUAUUAUCCUGACUUUCACGCGUCAAGGAACCCUGCUGCAGCAGAAAAAUUUGAAAACGAAUUUGUGUAAGUAACCUCACAAAGCUUGCGAGCAGGCGCUCAUUCUAAACGAUCCAGGACGUGCGUUUCUCAACCCGCGGGAAGCUUUGAGGCGAGUCGGGGAAAGGUUUGCCGGGAGUCUCAUUAUCUCUGCUAGACUCCUUGCAGACCUCGUGCCGAAGCGCCCGUGCCGAAGCGCCCGUGCCGAAACGCCCGUGCCGAAGCGCCCGUGCCGAAGCGCCCGUGCCGAAGCGCCCGUGCCGAAGCGCCCGUGCCGAAGCACCCGUGCCGAAGUGCUCGUGCUUGCUUGGGGGCUAAAUUUUACGUAAUAACUGUGUGGCCUGUUAAAGUUUUGGAGUAAAAUAAGGGUAAAUGUUCGGUCUUUUUUUUUUUAGGCGUUAUCUAACAAGGAAGAUUGGAUUUGAGGCAGUUAUGAGAGUGCGUUGCACAAAAGGUAAUAUACGGCAUCAGAGCAAUUUUAACCCGUUUAAUAAGGUAUUCAGUAGUUUUUUUUCCAUCUUAUUCUCUCUACUUGAUCAAAAUCCCUUUGUUUUCACCCAGCCCGAGAGUUUCAAAAAGAAGGUAGAUAAUUUCUUGUGGGAUAAUGUCCAAGGAAGGAAGCAGUAGAAAAGAUUCAUGAUUAAAACAUUAAGACCAAAACAGAAACGAGUAUGUGCAGUCAGUGGUCAGUGGUCAGUGGGUACUCGUUUGGCAGUGUUUCGCUAGGGACCCGCAAAUGGAUUUAGCAAGCUUUCAAGGGUUGAGGCUUCAUUUUUGAGGAUUCAAAUUUCGAAGAUGGGGUUUGAAUUUCGAGAUUUUUUCCCACUAACGUCACCUUUUGUCAUCAGGGCUUUCAAUCCACACCUUCCAUGGAAAUUUCUUUGUACGCUCCACGGACUUAGUUUCUUUGCCGAACGUGAGUCCUGACAGUGGCUUUAGCAUGCAGAUUGACAUUGAAGACUCGCUGACAGACUCCAAUCUGGCUGUGUUUCAGUCUGCUCUUCUCUAUACAAGCACCAAAGGUAGUUUGAUCCUUAAACACCUGUUUUUCGUGUUUGUGUUUAAAUUUACUUGUCUUUGACAGAGAUAUCAAUUGUUAACAACUCAGGCCGUUUUCUUAAUCUCAACGUUGGUCUCUGCGUUUUUUACAGGUGAACGGCGCAUCAGAGUACAUACUCUUGCUUUGCCGAUCACAAACAAGUUGGCUGAUCUGUACGCCACUGCUGACGUACAGGCUAUUGCCACCCUGCUUGCCAAAAUGGGUGAGUCAGCCUUACUUUUGAUUCCUUCGUGUUUGUUGUUCGACCUAUUAAACAGAUCAAAGAGAGCGUUUUAAAGCUGACGUUUCGAACGUUAGCCCUUCGUCAGAGUACACACUCGCUCUGAUGAAGGGCUAACGCUCGAACUUUCAGCUUUAAAACUCUCUCUUUGAUUUGUUAAAUAGGUCGAACAACAACGGUGGCCAAUUUGCGCUAUUAACUCUGUUGACAGUACCAAAUUACCUUUUUAUACUCUCCUACCGACGCAGUACCACAUUUCCCUUUAGAAUCUUAUAUUCAGUGAUCAAAGAUAGGAUUGCUUUGAUAUGUCGUCACUUCUUUCCAAGAUGAUAUGUUUACCUGCUAUAUUUAAGAGGCUUUUCAGCUUUUUUUUUUUUGAUUAUCAUGCACUUUUCUGAGAGUGUUGUUUUUGUUGCUAUUUUUCUCUAGCUGUCGAUAGGACACUGACUUCAUCCUUAGGGGAUGCUAGAGAGGUAAGUACAGUGAACGCGGACUAUUUACUAAAAGCUCAGUCAAAGAGCUCUCGUCGAAAAGUGCACAUAGUCACUCAUCUCGACUCACCCCCUUUCAAUAGACGAUAGAACUCACUUUCUAUGGGUUUACCGGCAUAAUAACCCGCAAAGGAUAUUGGGAGCACACGAGGAAAGUUUAUAAAGACAAACCGGAGGCGUGUUCAAGUGGCUUAUUAUGACGAUAAACCUAUAGAAAGUGCUGUUUACUACUUUUAUAAAAUAAACUUCAAUUUUUUGGGGUUUACCGGUGCAAUUAGCGAUAGGUUUUUGACCAAGCAGAGCGCUUGAAGUAUAUCGGUUGUUUUAUUAGGUUCAAUUUUGCCUAACUGUUAUUUUCCAGUCAGGGCGCUUGAAGUAUAUCGGUUGUUUUAUUAGGUUCAAUUUUGCCUAACUGUUAUUUUCUGUUGUUUUUUCCUUUAGGCUUUGUUGAACGCGUGUAUUGACACUCUUAGCGUUUACCGUUCCUCGGUAGCGAAUCAACCACAGAGUAGCGGACUGAUAGCGCCCUAUUCUCUGAGAUUACUUCCGCUCUUUAUCUUGGCUAUCAUGAAACACGUAUGUAGGACAGUGGACUUGAAUUUUGGGUGUAUUUUACCUUCCUUUUUGUUACUCUGUUGUUUGUCCUAACAAGCGUGUUUUGUAAAAAAUUGUUAAAGAGGAAAUUUGCUAGAAUCGAUUAACAGAACAGGACUCGGGGUUCUUGGGGGUGGUUAUACUUAUGCAGGUUCUACCUAAAAAUGAAUUUUCACACAUUUCCUUUGUGGAAGUCAAAAUCGGACAUAUUCUGUCUUGAUAAGUGAUAUUGCUUAAGAGAACGAUCUAGUUUGAAAGGGGCUUAUGAAUGGAGCUGAAUGUUAUAUUUCUAGAUCAGUAGAUGUGACGUUAUCAAUGUUCAAUUUCCGUAUGAAAUAUUGACAUUACAGGAGGAAAAUCAUUUUGUAGGUGUCUGUAGAAUGUGGCUCUACUGAGCGUUUACCCACAAUAGUUUUCAUCCGCUUCUAAUGUUCUUACAUGUUGCAUUUUCAGAUGGCGUUUCGUCUUGGCUCGACCUCUCGUUUGGACGAGCGGUGUUUUUCCAUGCAGCAGCUUAAAGUUAUGCCCCUCAGUUUGGUCAUGUUAUCUAUAUAUCCAAAAAUGUACCCGAUACACGAAUUGUCGGAUGAGGUACGCUUAGUGUUUAUAUUUUCUUACUUCUUUGUAGCGCCCUUAUCUUGUAUUUCUAGAGUUUAAUAAACAGAUUAAGACCGCCAAAUAGAAUAUCUAAAAUAUCCGUCGCGGUUGGUAAACUUAACCAAGUAUACUACUUUAUUUUCUCUUCCCCAGGGUGCUUUCCAGACUAAAUCUGGCCUGGUUGCUAAGCCUCCAAUUUAUCACCUGUCGGGCGAAAAGCUUUCCAGAAAAGGAAUAUUUCUUCUGGACGCUGGUCAUGUGAGUAGAUUAGGUUGUAACUUGUUGUUGUAAAUUAUCAAAUACGGAAACAAGUGAGAUUAAGCGAUAUGGUUGUUUAUUUGUUUGUUUUGUUUCUUUUAAAUAGGCUUUUUACUUUUGGGUCGGACGAGAUGCCCCUAUUGAUGUCAUCCAAGCUAUAUUCAAUGUACCAAACUAUGGCAGCAUUCCAGAGAAUAUGGUGAGGUUAAUUACUAAUUUUAUUGUGGAAAUUUAUCUUGGCUUGCUAUUUCUUUGACUUUAAGAGGUGGUGAAAAUUCAUGGUAUUAAUGCUUGUUGUCUAAAAAUAACUCAGGUCGUAUUAUUUUUUUUCAACUUCGUCAGGCAGUCGGUAGUCAUUGCGAUGUUAUUUUUGAAGAGAAGCUGUUUGAAAUCGGCAUGGAAAGUUGAAUGAUUUUGGAGCGCAUUGUAAUUGUGUUCCGUAACAAAAACCAAUCAUAAUAAAGGAAAAUAACAUAAGGAACCAAUGAGAAGGCAGUAGAAGAACAACAAGGCUGCCUGGCCUUUAGAAAAGGAAAACACUAGUAACACUAUGGGAACUUGCGUCUGGUGGAUGAAAGUGUGGCGUUAAUUGUUUAGACCAAUCAUGGAGCUGAGUGAAGCAAAAGCAAUGAAAUUUUGGACAAAUUCGUCUGACAUCUUCAGUAAAAAUUUUGGCAGCCAAAAUAAUCACGAAUCUGGAACCCUGUUAAAUACGUGAUUAGCGAGUAAACUAAUCUAGGUUGAUCACUGAUGUGCCCUUUAUUUUUUUCGUCACUUAUUAGGGAUCGCUGCCGGCGCUGGAAAAUCCUCAGUCAGAGAGAGUGAGAACAUUUUUAGAUUAUCUACAGACACAGCGAUCCUGCCAUGCAAACAUCUUUGUUUUAAAGUAAGUUCCACACCGAUCAACGGUGACCAUUGCAAAAAAUAGAUGGAGUUAACGGAACAGGCCUGUGAAUGGUAUGAGAAAGAUUCACUAUUCGUAGAAGAAAACUAGACGAGGGCAAAUCUUUGAGAGUCGCUCGCAAGUUGCCCAUAAUUUUGUGUACUGUCUUCGAAGUAAAACUGUUUGCGGUUACGAACAGGUACAUGCAUCUUAGCUACAAUUUCUUCCGAUGAUCCCAACGUUUUAUUGGUAAAAUAGAUUGUAGAUUGGAUUCUACAGGAUAAGCCAAGCUUAAAGCAUCUACUCUUUUUUUUACAGGGAAGACGGUCGAAUGAGGGGGCUAUUCCUCCAGAAUCUUGUGGACGAUCGUUCGGAAUCGGUUAUGUCUUACUACGAGUUCCUCGUCCAUAUUCAAAAGCAGAUUUCAAAGUGAGCUUAUUUCUUGGUGACAGUGGACUCGGAAAACGUAAAAACAGAGAGACACAAGACAAAAUCCCACAAAAAGCGGAAGAAUUCGGGAAAUUCCGUGAAAAUUAAUGGUCUGUUAGCUUGAACACUGAAAUCAUAUAAUGAAGCGUUACUACUCAUGAAAAGUUAUUACAGAGGAGUCAUAACGGGACUUGUGCCGUAAUUCGCUCGACAAGUGAAUGAGAAGACAACACAUAAUGUAUCAGUCCCACAGUCAUUGGAAUCAUAACCUUCGGGGGUCCGUGUGAUUCAAGCGUUGCCCCCUCCCCCCUCCCUCACUGCAUAACUGGUUUCCCAUUACCCGAAGAAAUAAACUACGCAGGCAGACGGGUGAAAGAAGGGCAAUUUAGGGGAAAAUCUAGGGAAAAAACUUCCUGGGUGUUACAAGCAGGUGCAGCUUGUUAUUUUCCAGAGAAUUCAAUGGGAAACUUUGUUUUGGUAGAGAUUAUAUAAUUUAGAAAAUUUACGGUUUUUUAUGAAUAAAUGUUGGAGCACUGCCAUGAAUGAACUUAAAUUUUCUGAAGGCUCUAUUUAAUUUUUCAUAUGAUUUAAAAGCUAUUAUAUUUUGCACGGUUUUUCAGUUAUUCACACAGUUUUUUCUGUUCAAAAGUAUUCCCCUUGUGAAUAAUUGUAAGUUUGCCUCACACAGCUAAAAGCUAGAACUUAAUAGGCUUCGAGGUAUUUUCGAUCUCUGUUCGUUUUGCCAUACCGACGAGUAAACGAACUGAUUAACUCCCAAAUUGCGAAGGAAGGUUCCACAGGUAGUUGUUAUCUGGUGAGAAAUUAGAGUCUCGAAACCAAAUUUUCUUAAAAUCUCUUAUAAAAAUAUUAUUAUGAGCUACGGAUUUUGUUCUUGGAACAAAAGGGACUAGCUCCUUAUUCAUUGAGAAAGAUUACAGGCAAUCUUUGAUCUCGCUUUCAUUAAACUGCACUUCACCAUUGAAGAAGUAGAUUAAAUCUUACGGCUGUUUUAUAUGUGGUUG